This is a messenger RNA of [Candida] anglica, 1023 nucleotides long. NCBI's taxonomy places the organism in Eukaryota, Fungi, Ascomycota, Pichiomycetes, Serinales, Debaryomycetaceae. The record is from the annotation of a GenBank genome assembly.
AUGUCAGGUAGAAGAAAUUCAGUCUCAACUUCAGAGUCUGAAUCAGGAUCAAGAAGGAAGCGUCAAAAAACUGAGAAUCUGGUUCUCUUGGCCAAAUAUGAUGCUCUUCGUUCUACACUUCGAGACCACACAGCUCUGGCACACAAGGGUGAAGCCACAGAUUUGGUUAUGGAACAUUUAAAUAGCCUUAAGCAAGUAUAUGGGGUGGUGCAGACGGAAUCUAAUCGGGAUACAAGGGUUCAACUUAAAGACGCAGAGAUCUUUCUGGACACAUCUCAAUUUGCAGCGACCAAUGCCCAAAAUUUGAAAUUGGGAGAUCUGGAUGUUGCCCUAAACCCACUGACGUUUAUCAAUACAGUGUCAAAGUACUUGAAUCAAUAUGCUGAAGAUUUGGACGGUACUGAACUGAUAUCCCCGAGCGAAGACAAGUUCAAUUCCUUUGAUUGGUUGAAACUUGGUGCUUUGUAUCUUCAAGUUAGUAGUAAACCUAUACUUGGAGACUUUUUGUACGGUCCAUUGGAAGCAGAAAGAAAGAAGCCAACAACUAGAUCUAGAAACUUGGAUGACACCCAAUCUCGUGUUACUUCAACGGCUCAAAAUGUCCAAGCUCAAGACAUAACUGGUGAUGAGGAGCAAAAUACUGCCCAUAUGGUGAAAAUGGUUUACCGGAAAUUUAUAGAAAACCAGGACGGUGAACCAAUUAAUUUCUUCAAAUUCUUUAUUAAUCCUAAUUCCUUUGGUCAAUCUGUUGAAAACUUAUUCUUUACAAGUUUUUUGAUUAAAGAUUCGAGACUCAAAUUAACUGUUGAUGAAUCUGGAAUUCCGUUUGUUACUGAGGUGGAUCCACUGGAGCAAAGAGCUGGUAUGAAUGGGAGUGUUAGUGCUACAAAUCAUCACAUUGCCACUUUUGACUAUCGUACCUGGCAAUCGUUGGUGGAGAAGCAUAAUAUAUCAGAAGCAUUCUUAGGACAUCGAGCAGAAUCAGAACCAGAAGAUUUUGAUUCUGAUUCUGAUAAUGAAUAG